CUUUCCCUUUCCCCUAGGCUCGGAUGGAGGUAGAUGCUGAUGGAAAUGGUGCUAAAAUAUUUGCUUACGCCUUCGACAAAAAUCGUGGAAGGGGAUCCGGCCGCCUCCUGCAUGAGCUGCUGUGGGAAAGACACCGGGGAGGGAUCGCUCCUGGGUUUCAGGUGGUACAUCUGAAUUCAGUGACGGUGGACAACCGCCUAGACAAUCUGCGCCUUGUUCCAUGGGGGUGGAAACCCAAAGCUGAAGAAAUCUCCAGUAAACAAAGGGAACAAAGUCUGUACUGGCUGGCAAUCCAACAGCUUCCUACAGAUCCUAUAGAAGAGCAGUUCCCUGUCCUGAAUGUAACACGGUAUUACAACGCUAACGGGGACGUUGUGGAGGAGGAAGAGAACUCGUGCACAUAUUAUGAAUGUCACUACCCCCCGUGCACCAUGAUUGAAAAACAGUUACGUGAAUUCAACAUCUGCGGCCGAUGCCAGGUAGCGAGGUACUGUGGGUCACAGUGCCAGCAAAAGGACUGGCCUGCUCACAAGAAACACUGUCGGGAGAAGAAAAGGACCUUCCAACAAGAACUCGGACCAGAACGAUGACCGGGUGGCAGAGGCCUCUUUAGCAGCAGGAUUCCUUCUCAAAGGCAUUGGACUCUUGCUUUUGCACAGUAAUGACAGACUGCUUAUUGAAGCCAGAGGCACUGACAGAAGAAAAAACCAACCCUGUGAUGCUUGAGCAGAACGGCUGACUGGACUGAAGCCAGCUCUGACUGGUGCUGUGGAAAGGGAUUGGGUUUACCCUUCCAGUAUUAUAUUCUCAAGCAAAAAGACUACUGUAGAGGCUCCAAGCAGGAAGCUUCUCAUUAUUUAUAUGUUAAUAACGUUUGUAAACUCAUGUACAGUUUUUGUUAGAAAUUCUUGAUAGGACACAUUAACUGUGAUGUUCAAUGAGAACAUGGUGUUGGCCUAAAAGUUAAAAAAAAAAAGUAAAAAAAAAAAAAAAAAGAAAGUCCUGUAGCAAAAACUUUUCCUCCCAUGUGGCUGGAAGUGUCCGUGGCAGUGCCAAGGCCAGAAGACAGGCUCCGACAUCAGCAGUGACUCUGGAGAACUCUGCAUGGAAGUUAUAUUUUAAAAAAGAGAAAAAAAAAAAGAGAGGCAAACAAAGUAAAGGUUGGAAUGAGUCCUU
This is a messenger RNA of Antrostomus carolinensis (chuck-will's-widow), 1176 nucleotides long. It is a transcript of the gene ZMYND19, whose product is annotated as zinc finger MYND-type containing 19. The transcript is spliced from 4 exons. Gene Ontology annotation, cellular component: membrane; cytoplasm; synapse. Lineage: Eukaryota; Metazoa; Chordata; Aves; Caprimulgiformes; Caprimulgidae. The coding region runs from base 24 to 590 and encodes 188 amino acids. The record is from RefSeq and is a predicted model, not a curated record.